UGGUAUCAGUUAAAACGAAUCGUCAAUUGCUCUGACUGUCACUCGAGACCAACACGAGCAGAAAAAAUUCAACCAACCCGGACUUUGUAUGUACGUAUAUAUAUCCAUUCACUUGCAGCUCAUGCUAGGCAACAGUUGCCAUGACUGGACAGUCGUUUGCGUCGUAUCCGGAUCAGUCCUGCGUCACUGCAGACCUCGGCAGACGUCGUGCAAAGAAGGGUGGAUCCCCUCCCCCCUCUAAAAAUAUAUAAAAAAAAAAGAUGUGGAACAGAAAGCGUGGAAACGAUUCAAGUGUUUCAAAGUGACGACUAUACAGCCUUGACUUGAUUGUAGGUUGGUACAUAGUCGCCAAACUGCGUACGUGUUGAACGCCCGCGUUCACUGGAUUUUGUUUGUUUCCUUCCAUUUGAAACUCCCCUCCUCUUGCCUAAAUCGCAUUUUAUAACAGUUUUUGAUUCAAUUCAAUCAAAAAGAAUUUUGAAAAAAUAUAAAAGAGAGAAAGGGCCAAAAAACACAAAACAGCUGAGAAAUGGUGAAAAGCGACGGACGCCAUUGGUUCAGGUGUGGCGGGCGUCGUCAUAGCGACGCCAAUCUGGAUAAACCAAUCGCUGGCGCCUCCGCACGUAACGUCGUGUGUCCGCCGGGGCUGCCGUGCGUAGCAUUUCUCUCCGCUGCGGUGGUGAGUGCUGGUAAGAGAAGAGGAGUAAUAAGAGGUGGGUUUCCCUCCCAACCACCCACCCGAAAAGAAAAAAAAAACACAACAAGAAAGAGAGGGGAGAGCUCCCGCCGACAACAGCAGCCAAACGGGGCAGAAUCAGGUGAGUCAAGAGGGUGGUGGGUGGUUAAAAAAAACUACCGUGUAGUAGGUACUACUGCAUUUUUUCCGUUGCUGGAUUUUCCCAAUCCGCAGCGCAACAGCAACAGACUGGAACUCUCCUCCCCCCGCAGGCCAUCCAGCAGCUAUAUCUCCACCCCCUUCUCUCUCUCUGCCCAUAUGGAAAAGGCAGCUCUCCUCAAUCCUCGUACAGUUUAUCUAUCCACCUACCUUUAUCCAUCUUUGCUUCUUAUUCUGCUGGCCGCCUAUAUAGAAGCCAACUGCUUUUUUUUCUCUCUCUCUUAUAAUAUUCCGAAGGGUUGAUUUUUUUUUCUCCUACCUCCACCUGGGUGUCUUGCAAGGUGUUGCAGCCAACAACCCAAAAAAAAAAAGAAAAAGAAGAAGGCAGUAGGAGGAGCUUUAAAAAAAAUAAUAAUCACAAAAAAAAACUUGAGAGAGUUUCGGACGAGUGUCUUAUGCGAGCCGCUGUGCCAGCCGACCGUCUAGUUCAAGUCCUGACGCCGUCGUGCUCAGGUGUGCAAAUCACCUCCUCACCUCUCUCAUCAACGUUUAGCCCAUCUCCUACUGUGUGUUUAAUCGAGUCGUAUUGUUCAAAAGCGUUUGAUUUCUUCGAGACCCCCCCCGCAAACGACGAGUUGGACUCCCGAAUUUUUGGUGGCCGUUUCUUGUCGAAUUGAUUUCGGGGUUUUUGAACGGAUUUAAUUCUCAGCCCAGUUCGGUUCACUGGGAAUUUUUAAAACUGUGUGCUGCGCAAGUGUACAAUUGCGGUCGACUGGAAGUUUGUUCUUUUCUCCAAAACAUCCGCAGUGUUGUUUCUCGCAUGGUGAUCGCCAGUGUGUCUAGUUCAAUCUCGAAUUAUUUCCUCAAAAAGUUUCAACGGGAUUGUUGAUAUUGAUUUUUUUUUUUCGUUGUGUUUUCAUCAAACGAUUCACUUAAAAAAACAAAAUGUACGAAAAUUCUUCUUCGCCCGUGUCGGCUCGCCAGCAGCAGCACGAAGCUGAAAUCAUCCGGCGGAUGAGCGCCGCUCGAUCCAGCGCAUUCAACGUCGUGGCCCCCUAUUCCCUGGAAGCCCAGCAGCAGAGCAUAAGCAAAGACGUGGACGGUGUCGGUUACGGAGCCAAUCCCUUUCUCGGUUCAUUCGGUCUACUGUCGACAUCUUGGCUAGUCUGGUCGAUACAACAACAACAGCAGCAGCAACAGCAACAACAACAACAACAGCAAUCGCAUCCAAAUGGAACUGCAACGCCCAGUUCGCCCAAUCCGUUCUUCUAUCCGUUCGGAGCUGGCCAUCCCCUUUUGCCCAGCGCUGCAUUCCUUCGAGCGUCGCUUGCAUCGGCCCAGCGACCGGCCGUACCAGCCCCUCAAGUGACUCCACCCUCAGAAGUGCCGGCGAAUGCCAAGUGCCGAUGGAUCGAUCCACAACAGCCGGCCCCCGAGACGCCACUCAAUCUGAGCACAAAGCCCAAGGCCAAAGGGAUCUGGUCGCCGGCCAGCUUGUGCGAGGAGGAGCAGAGCAGACGGACAACGACGACUGGCAAAAUUGCUGCCGCUCCGACGGCGGCCAGUUCGCCGGAUCGAUGCGAUUCCCCCCAGAAGGCCACGUCACCGGACUCUCCGCCCCCAAGCGGCCGGAGAUCCUCGGAGGCGGAAGACGGCAGCAGCCCUUACCACUACCGGGCCACUUCGGCCGCCGCUAACGGGACGGCUCGGUUCGCCCGCGGCCCGACGGCCGCUGCUCUCUUCCGGCCUUUCGACCCGUUUUACAGCAUGCGAUUGCCGGGUCACGGCGGAGUCGGCGGCAGCUGGAAGGCGGCCGACGACCACCAGUACCAGCACCAUCAGUACCACCACCACCAUCAGGAGCCGCAGCACAGUCCCCAGGACAGCCGGCAGAGUUCCGGCGGAGAGGAGAGCAUCUACUCGGACAACAUCAAAGACGAGGACAUGACGGCCCAUUUCUGCCGCGUCUGCGACCAGUCCUUCUCCUCUAUUGCCGCCCUGGAGGCUCACGUGCGUCAAAAUCACUGCGACGUCCUGAUGGAAGGCUCGUCCGUCAGCGGAGACGGCCGCGACCAGCACCAAAGGAUAAACAUGGGCGCAUUCCCUUGCUCCCGCUGCCCCAAAGUAUUCGAAAUUGGCGCCAGUCUCGAACAGCAUUUAGCAACGCACCACGCCUCACGUUCUUUCCAGUGCAAGCAAUGCGGCAAGACGUUCAAGCGGUCGUCGACGUUGUCGACUCACCUGCUGAUCCACUCGGACACUCGGCCGUAUCCUUGCCAGUACUGCGGCAAAAGGUUCCACCAGAAAUCCGACAUGAAGAAACACACCUACAUCCACACAGGUGAAAAGCCUCACAAGUGCAUCGUGUGCAGCAAAGCCUUCAGCCAGUCGUCCAAUCUGAUCACCCACAUGCGCAAGCACACCGGCUACAAGCCGUUCGCCUGCGGACUCUGCGACAAGGCCUUCCAACGCAAGGUCGACCUGCGGCGGCACCGCGACAGCCAGCACCCGGCCAUGGCCCACCUGCCGCUCCCGCCGCCUCUCCCGCUCAACAAGAGCGAGCGGACCGGCAACGCAACCGUCGCCAGCACGGCCAACAUCGUCUGAUUUCGUCUACAGCUCAGAUGAGAGACGACUGAUUAUUAUUACAAAAUAAAAACAGCAUAUUGGCCGGAUAGAUAAUCAAGAUGUUAUCUAUAUCGAAAGGCCUAUCAAGUUAUUGCUGUUCACUACUCUUGUACAUAAUUAUGCGACGAUUAGGGAAAUCUGUAGAAUCUGACGACACACAAACACAAUCCGUGCCUUUUUCUUUGAUUUUUGAAUGAGUUGAGAUCAACCCAAACCAAUGACGUAUUUAUAUAAUUCUAAUUUUGAUGUAUAGGCCUACUUGACUUGUUGCCCUAUAGCUCACUCUCUACUCUCUCUCUCUCUCAUUCAAUGGCUCACAGUCUCUCUCUUUUACACACACACACACCCCACGCCCUCCUCUAUAUUAUACAAAUAUGAAUAUCAUUAUUAUAACUAUGUAGCCCCGUCGUUCCACUAAUCCGAAUCGCUUUUCCUCUCUAGUCUCCUAUUACAUGUAAAAUGCCCCCCCCCCCUUUUCAUCCGCAAAAGACAAAAUGAGUUGUUAUACGUCAUAAUAUUUUUUUCCCUUUUCGCUCUUUUCUCAAUUAGGCCCAAUGAUAUUUGUCACUCUCGAUCGCUGCUGUUGUAAUCAUCAUCGCAAUUUUUUCUAUGUGUAAAACUUUACUGAUUAUCUCCCAUCUCCCGAAGAAAAAUUAUCUCUGUAUAAUGAAAAAAACAAACAAAUCAUUAUUUGUCAUUUGAAUGUAAUACCCAGUAGUCCAUAUUUACCAGAGUAACCAAUAAUGAGACAAAGAGAAAAAAAAACGACACGCCCAGUUCAUUUUUGUUUUUGCCAAGAAAUAAUUUUUUUUUUAAAUAGGAAAAAAAAGGUCAAAUGUCUGUCGAUUUGAAAAAAAACAAGCACCAGAUCUCGUCAUUUUCACGUAUUUAUAUUUCCAAAUAAUAAAGGACUGUGUGUUACUCGUUUAAAUUCCUGUUAUGAAAUAUUUUCAAGACUCGAUAGGAUAGGAAGAAAAUCCCUGAGCCCCCCACACAAGAAAGAAGAUAAAAGCUACUGUUGCAAGACGGAAAAAAACAAAACAAUCCGGAAUACGUCCGGCCCGGUGUUUGGUUUUUUCUUUUUUGCGCCGUAAAAAUAACAAAGAAAAACAAUCGACUUUAAUUAUUUUCUUCAUUUUUUAUCGUUUCAAAUUUUUUUGGCCACUUUUUUUCUCCUUGGUUGUCGCCCGAGUUUGUUGAUUGUGAAAUGGCAAAAUCACUACUAUAUAUCACUAGACCGCAGGUAUUACACACACAGAUAUGGAUGUCUCUAACGCAACAACUACUCCUCCUGCGAUUGAGCAACGGCCCCCGGAUUCCCCUCGGUUGCGCCUAUACGACGAUGAUGCACCUGUCUCCUCACAGCCGGCCCCGGUGUGUGUUUUCUUCUUUAUAUUUCAUUUGAUUUUAUAUACGUGGUCCCCCCCUCAUUAAAUGAAAUUGAAAUUUCUCUUGUACCUUUCCCUUGUUGUACAUACUACAUACAAACGACACACGUGACUGCUAUUAUAUACCUUUCGUAUACAUUGAUUCGUGUUUGAUGUUUCAAUUGGAAAUACUAAAAUACAAGAACCCACAGCAAAUGAAAAA
Daphnia pulex (common water flea) is the source of this 5053-nucleotide messenger RNA. RefSeq names its product zinc finger protein Gfi-1-like. The transcript is spliced from 5 exons. Bases 1781 to 3442 code for a protein of 553 amino acids. Gene Ontology annotation, biological process: regulation of transcription by RNA polymerase II. The record is from RefSeq and is a predicted model, not a curated record. Gene Ontology annotation, molecular function: RNA polymerase II cis-regulatory region sequence-specific DNA binding; DNA-binding transcription factor activity, RNA polymerase II-specific. NCBI's taxonomy places the organism in Eukaryota, Metazoa, Arthropoda, Branchiopoda, Diplostraca, Daphniidae.